Messenger RNA from Maniola jurtina (meadow brown), 2314 nucleotides. RefSeq names its product putative inorganic phosphate cotransporter. Gene Ontology annotation, cellular component: plasma membrane. The coding region runs from base 127 to 1503 and encodes 458 amino acids. The transcript has 10 exons. Lineage: Eukaryota; Metazoa; Arthropoda; Insecta; Lepidoptera; Nymphalidae. Gene Ontology annotation, biological process: transmembrane transport; monoatomic anion transport. The record is from RefSeq and is a predicted model, not a curated record. Gene Ontology annotation, molecular function: transmembrane transporter activity.
GUUAACAAGAGUGCAGGGCGCACGCGCAGCGGUUGCGAAAAAAUAUCGAUCAAGUUCAAUCGAUCGAUUAACUUUCAAAAAUAUAAACUAGUUUUAGUAUUUGGUUAGUGAUUUUUUGAACUGAAAAUGGUAGUUGACGAGGUUGUGAUCAAAAAACCGAGCUCGGUGCUGGGGGUGCGUCAUGUGCAGGUGUUCAUGCUGUUCCUCGCGCUGGUGCUGGCGUUCGCGAUGCGAGUCAACAUGAGCAUGGCGAUCGUCGCUAUGACGGACAGGGCCCAGGACGAUUCCUUCGAUUGGAACAUGCAGACCCAGAGUGUGAUCCUGUCAUCCUUCUUCUGGGGCUACAUCAUCCUGCAGAUCCCUGGCGGCGAGCUGGCAGCCAAAUUCGGAGGCAUGGUGCUGGUCACCAUCUGCAUCGGCGUCAACUCUGCGGUGUCGCUGCUUAUACCCAUCGGCUCGUAUUACGGUGGAUGGCAACUGGUGUGUGCAUGUCGCGUGCUGCAAGGGCUGUCGCAGGGGUUCCUGUUCCCCUCUAUGCAUAACCUCAUUGGCAAGUGGGUGCCCCUGGAAGAGAAGAGUCGCUUGAGCACUUUGAUCUACGCAGGUGCUCAACUAGGAACUGCUUUGCAGCUGAUGGUCUCAGGCUUCAUCGCAGCUGCAUGGGGCUGGCCGGCCAUCUUCUACGCCAACGGAACCCUCGGCGUGAUCUGGGUCGUAGCCUACGUGUUCCUCGGAUCUGACUCCCCGCGAACCUCCCGGAUGAUAGGGGAAGAUGAGAAGAUGUACAUUCAGAACUCUUUGGGGCAUGUCGGGACUCAACAUAAGAAACUCCCAACACCCUGGAAGGCGAUCUUCACGUCUCUACCGUUCAUCUCGCUGAUCGUAACCCACUGCGGGCAGAACUGGGGCUUCUGGACCCUCAUGACGGAGAUGCCGUCCUACAUGAAGCAAGUGCUGGGCGUCGAUAUCAAAGCGAAUGGCGUAAUGUCCGCACUGCCGUACUUAGCCAUGUACAUACUAAGCUUCCCGAUCGGCUUCGUGUCAGACUACACCCUGAAGAGGAAGUGGGUCAGCAUCACGGCGAGCAGGAAACUCUCCAACUCUCUCGGUCAGUGGGGCCCAGCGCUGGCCCUCAUCGGUCUGUCGUACGUGCCGGCGGGGCACGUGGCGCUGGCAGUCGCGCUCCUGACCGUCGUCGUCGGCCUCAACGCUGGACACUACACUGGAUUCAUGCUAGUGCAUAUUGACAUGGCGCCCAACUUUGCCGGCACUCUGAUGGGCAUCACCAACUGCUUCGCCAACUGCAUUUCUAUCAUCGCGCCCCUUGCGGCCGGCGCUAUGCUCCAAGAUGAGACUGACCCACACCAAUGGCGGAUCGUCUUCUACGUGUCGUCUGCUAUUUACUUCUCCUUCAACCUGUUCUUCGUCAUCUUCGGCUCCUGCGAGACGCAGACAUGGAAUGAAGUGCCAGACACCAAAGACGAGGAAAAAAGUGCCAAGUAGUCAAAUUUCAAGGAAAAUAGUAAUAAGUAACUGUAGAUAAGGAAAUGAUAACUGCAAUGGUUCAGUUGUACGGUCGGGAUUUGGUAAAUGAUUCGUGAUAUCAUUAACAUGACUAAUAUUUCUCUAGCCCUACCAGCUAAGCGUAAAGCUUGCACACGUAGUAGGUACGAUAAACGUACGUUACGGGUUGGGUUUGAACCCCGAUCUUUCAGAAUUCAGUCUGUUAAGCUAUUGAGGCGCUGAUCUUUUGUUUUGUUUGAGGAAUUCUUUGUUUUUCCGGCAUAAUAUAUCUAAUAAUAUACCACAGAGAGGACUAUUCGCGUCUACACAAUAUACGUCUGUUGGCCGGCUGAUUUGUCAAACUUAUUAAUGAAAAAUUCGCUAUUCACAAGACAUUCACCAUAAGUAUCCCGAACAGAGUCGGAAGGUAAUUUGCCAAAUGCCAAUAGUGAGGCCGUACCAUAAAGACAAUGGUUUGAACAGUGGUUUUUUAUAUACAAAAAUUCUAAAAUAUUAUUUAAGAUUAGUUUAAAAUUUAGUCUAAUUAAACAUGUAAAGGUUAUAAUAUAAAUAUUCUUGUAAAUAGUUAAGACAUGAUCGAGUCCUAAAUUACUAUUAUUAAAAUUGCUAUGAUGUCUGCGGCUUCGAACUCAUAGAAUUUAGCUUUUUGAUAAUCCCGUGAAACAAUCUGAUUUCCCAAGACAAAAAGUAAGUGUUAUGUUUUAAGGAUGCAAGCUAUAUCUUGUACCAGUUUCAUCCAAAUUGGAUGAUGGGACGUGAAAAGGUAGCAGACAAACUUUUUGCAUUUAUA